CGAAAUAUUACCAAAACUAAAGAAUCAUAUGCGGAAAUUCUGGAUUGCAAAACAUCAAGAAGAGGUUUCUGCUUCCGAGAAAAACAGAUUGCUAAUGAAAAAUACUGAGGAACUUUGGGGAUUUCUGGAAUUAGCCAUUGGUACAGAAAAUGACGUUCAAAUUCGGAGGAACGUUCUUGAAUUGUUCAUGGAAGUGAAAAACGCUUCACAGGUUGCUAGGAAUUAUUUGUCUGGGAGUAUAAAUGAAGGAUUCAUAUUUCCCUGGAGUGAUGUUGAUGUCAUGACUGCCUGUUUGGCUUGGGAUGUUGUCAUACAAGGGAAAGGGUACACAAGCACACACUCUUUAUUUCAAGCUUCUGAUGUGGACUGUCAUCCAGGGUUUUGCAAACUGCUACGGAAUCCAUACUAUUGUUCAUAUAGUACAGAUAUAAAUGUUGGUGCGUAUUUUUCUAGAGUCACAUUUUUAUGUAAGCAAGUGAAAUUGUCUGUACGUAGAUACGUUGUAAUGGAUACAAGAAUUAAUGGACCAUGCCAUACAAUGGAUUCUCCCGGAUUCGACUCGUGUCAUGCUCUUCCGAUCCAUACUAUUUCUUCGAAUGAAUUUUUGAAACGCUUUUCGACUAAAUUUUGGAAUAAUGUUAAAUCAAAAAUCAUAGAGAAAAAUAUCACCGUUAUGCACGUGGUUCCAAAAGGUCCCCCUGAAGGUGACAUUGAGGGUAUUGAAUGGCUCAAGUCUUUUUCAGUCCUUGAACAACAUAUAGUUCAUUCACUAAAUCACGUGCAACUUUGCUGUUACGGAUUAUUAAAAGUCCUAAUCCAUUUUGAAGUUGAAACAUGCAGAGAAACUCGCGACACACUAUGCUCAUACCAUGCGAAGACCGUUCUGUUUCAUGUGUUAGAAGAUAUCCACUCCGACUUCUGGAUUCCUAGCAAUAUUUUCUAUUGCUUAUGGAUUUGUUUAACACGACUUCUAUUAUUUGUCAAGAGGGGAGUUUGCCCUAACUAUUUUAUUCCAGAAUGCAAUCUUUUUCUGAAGAAAAGAAUUUCAGAAAAAAAGCGCAAAAUUGAGGAAACACUACUGCAAGUCCUACAAUCUGAACCGUAUACCGUGUUGUUUAAUAUGAAAUCUUUGUAUGCGACAUAUUCUUUAAAAUUAUUGCAAAAUAUACCGACAUACUUGAGAAAACAUCUUACACUGCGCUUAGCCUUAAUAUUCGUGAACGGAUAUCAUUUAACAUAUUUUGAAUGUACGUGGUCCAUUUUGAAAGCAAUUCAUCUUUUACAGAAUGAGAGGAACGAAAUAAAACGCACGACGCUAAAGUACCUUUUUAUGCUUUUAAUGAGAAGAGCAGGGGUUAUUCUGUAUGAGAAAUACAUACUUUAUGGGAAAACUAAGUAUUUACUAACUGCAGAAGCUGCAUUCAUCGUGGCACGCCAUUCUGAUGCAUCGGGGGGACUUUAUUUAGCUACAUUGUGGUACUGUUGUGGAAAAUUUAAACGCUCAAUGAAGCUUGUAUCUAGCAUUCUCAAGAAAUUAGCGGACAGUGAUUCUCCACACAUUUCAUAUGACAUUCCUCCAGGAUAUGAUCUCAGUAAACCAUGGUGCAGCUUUAGAGAUCUGAUGAGAAGCAAUUCUUUCUUAAUGAUGGAGUUAUACAAAGAUAGUAGUUUCCUGCCAAAGGCACUAGAAAAAGUUGUACGUAAAGACUCACGGACACUUGAAGAAUUUAUAAUGUACGAUAAAUCAUACGCUUUCUUCUUAAUGUUCCUUUGCCAACUUGAGUUAAAUGGGAAAGAGAAAUGUUUACAAAUGCGUAAGGAACUGAAUAAAUCUUACGAGGAUUCCAAUUUCAGUUAUCUUCGACCUCAAGUGCAACAGAAUUCGAAAAUCUUAGCAGAAGUUGUUGACAGCAAGAUGACGGAAUUAACUUCCACAUUUUAACGAGUGUUAAAAUAUGUUGAUGGAUUAUCCUGUGCAAACAACAUUACGUGGAAAUCGACGAUCAAGAAUUUUAACGAUUUUUUUAAACGAAGUAAUCCUUUUAUCCCACCCUUAAAAUGUCCCAAGGCUUAUGUUUACAUGGGAACAUGACGUCAAUUUUCUUGAAAAACGUGUCAUUCAAUAAAUAUUGAAUUGUUUUCUA
Messenger RNA from Ostrea edulis (European flat oyster), 2144 nucleotides. RefSeq lists its product as uncharacterized. The record is from RefSeq and is a predicted model, not a curated record. NCBI's taxonomy places the organism in Eukaryota, Metazoa, Mollusca, Bivalvia, Ostreida, Ostreidae. Bases 29 to 1942 code for a protein of 637 amino acids. The transcript has 2 exons.